CUCUCGCAGUUUCUCUCUCUGUUUCAGUCAAACGGCUGAGGGAAAGUGUGUGUUUGUUGUUUCGCUGGUUUCCUCAAACCUGUUUAUCAGCCAAACCCGCAGUCGUGUGUGUUUUUCUGCCGUGUUUUCACGCUCCGGGACAGUUGGCGGAUUUUAAACGGAAGUCCAUCUCAGACAUGCCCAGACACAACAUGGACACCAUUCGAAGAUCGCCCUGGAUCCUGAGAGUUGUGGAGCAGAGCCCGGUUUCAUCAGGAGCCGAGUCCGACACAGAGGGCAGCAGCACCGAGAGCGAGCGGUACCGGAUCAGACACACAGGCGGAGACUCUGAGAAGAUCCUGACCACGCCCUCCAUGAUGCAGCAGCGAAUCACAGAGCUUGACCAGCAAAGGGAGGAGCUGAAGAUAGAGGUGGGCGGAGAGUGGCUGCAGCUGGAGGUGGCGCUGCUGCGGGCGGAGCUGCAGGCGGAGCAGGAGCGUCUGCACAGACACACAGAUCAGCUGCAGGUGCUGCAGGAGAAACACAAACACAGGAGGAGCCAGCGAUCCUCACGGAGAGAGAAGGAGCGUGUGAAGCUGGAGGAGCAGCGUCUGCAGGUGGAGAAGAUGAAGAGCAGGUGUGCGGAGAUGGAGAAGCAGAUCCCGUCACAGCCGGAGGACCAGAGAGAGCAGAUGAUGCUGCAGCUACAACAGGAGAAGGAUGCUCUGGAGGCCACGCUGCGAGUGUUUGAGGACCUGGAGUUCAGCAUUCUGGAGCUGGAGAGCGGAGUCGAAGAAGAGCGAGACGGGGAGGAUGGAGAGACGGAAACCGUCAUCGAGACAGAAAUAACCAGAGUACAACACACACGCAACGCCUCUCAGGAACGAGUGCAGCAUCUGGAGAAGCAGCUGAAGGAGAUGGAGAAGGAGAAGGAGAAAACACUGAGCUCCCUCCGGCAGGAGAAGAAAGAGCUGCUGCACAGGACACACCGGAUUUUGAAAGAGAAAAAGCCGCUCACUGAUUGGUCCAACAUCACCGGCUCCACCCCCUGCAUGAUGUCACUCAGCCCUCUGACCAUUCACAGGGCAGCACAGGAGUCUCUGAAGGACUCGUGUAGUUUACCACGCAGACGCAGCUCUCACAGGAAGACCACAGACAGACCCGUGUCUGCGCAAGGUGAGAACAACAACUCUCUAAAGCAGGAGUCACCAAUCUCGGUCCUGGAGGGCCGGCGUCCCUUCAGGGUUUAGC
Molecule: messenger RNA, 1230 nt
Organism: Danio rerio (zebrafish)
Lineage: Eukaryota; Metazoa; Chordata; Actinopteri; Cypriniformes; Danionidae
Source: RefSeq, a predicted model, not a curated record